This is a messenger RNA of Oncorhynchus mykiss (rainbow trout), 954 nucleotides long. The record is from RefSeq and is a predicted model, not a curated record. Lineage: Eukaryota; Metazoa; Chordata; Actinopteri; Salmoniformes; Salmonidae.
AUGGCUUUACAAGACGUCAGUGGCUUUCAGGACACCCCUAUGUCUCACAUGUGGAACAGUCCUGCCUCACUAUCUGGGCCUAUGGGAGAUACCACUCCUCUCCUGGACAUGGCUGAUGAAAGGAUCCUUGGUUGGGGAAGGUUUAAAUCAUCUGAGAGAGAUGGAGGGGUCCCUUUGCGCUUUUUCAUACCUCCUCCUCAGAGCUCUGUUCCUUUCCGCUGUGACAACAGACACACGUCCCUUUCUUCCCUGUCCACCUCCUCAUCACCACCCACCCGCCGCCCAUUCCCUUUGUCUCAUGGAACCACUACCCUGGCCUUUGUGUUCCAAGGAGGUGUUAUAGCAGCGGCAGACACACGUGCCAGCUGCUCAGGGCUUGUCGCCUGUCCCUCUGCCCAGAAGAUCCUGCCCAUCCACUCCCAUUUACUGGUCACCACUUCAGGCAGUGGUGCAGACUGCAUGCUAUGGGAGAGAAUCCUGGCCAGAGAGAUCCGCCUUUACCAGCUACGCCACGGCCGCCGCUUGUCAAUUACUGGUUCUGCCAAGCUCCUCUCUCAUAUGCUGCACCCCUUUAAGGGGACUGAUGUGUGUGUGGCAGCCACUCUUUGUGGCUGGGAUCGUUGUGGCCCAAAGCUGUUCUAUGUGUGCAGUGAUGGCACCCGGCUGCAGGGAGAGCUCUUCUCGGUUGGCUCAGGUUCGCCUUAUGCUUACGGAGUGCUGGAUGGAGAGGUGCGGUGGAGCCUGAAUGAGGAGGAGGCUAUCUCAUUGGCCAGAGAAGCUGUGUACAGGGCCACACACAGAGAUGCAUAUUCGGGGAACUGUGUGGACCUUUUCCACAUCACUGCCCAAGGAUAUUGCCGAAGAGACAGGGAGGAUCUGAGAGAGGAGUACCACAGAGAGAGGGAGAGGGUGCUGAAGAGGGGAAAAGAAGAGAGUGAGGAAGAUAAGAAAUAG